Lemur catta (Ring-tailed lemur) is the source of this 668-nucleotide messenger RNA. RefSeq names its product chromosome 7 C11orf98 homolog (gene C7H11orf98). The record is from RefSeq and is a predicted model, not a curated record. The transcript has 4 exons. Lineage: Eukaryota; Metazoa; Chordata; Mammalia; Primates; Lemuridae. Bases 54 to 425 code for a protein of 123 amino acids.
CUCUGCCAACCCUGGGCGGAGCGGAAGUGCGGACCCCGCGUCACGCUGAGACCAUGGGGGCUCCUGGGGGAAAGAUCAACCGGCCCCGAACGGAACUGAAGAAGAAGCUGUUCAAGCGCCGGCGGGUGUUGAACCGGGAGCGGCGACUGAAGCACCAGGUGGUUGGGGCUGUGAUAGACGAGGGGCUGAUCACGCGGCACCACCUCAAGAAGCGGGCGUCCAGUGCACGUGCCAACAUUACUCUUUCGGGGAAGAAGCGCAGGAAACUCCUCCAGCAGAUCCGGCUUGCCCAGAAAGAGAAGGCAGCCAUGGAAGUGGAAGCUCCUUCAAAGCCAGCCAGAACUAGUGAAGCACAGCCCAAACGGCAAAAGAAGACAAACCCCCCCCAGGAUGUAGACAUGAAGGACCUUGAAGAUGAGAGCUAAAGUUCUUACCUUUUUCACCAGGAUAUUCUCAGCUGGAGCCAUAAGGACUACGGAGGUUGUUUCAGAGGACUUUGGAGAAAGCAUUGGCCCUUUUCAACUCUCCCCAGAUUCCUCUUCCAUAAUGGCUUACUGACCUCCCCUGGAGGGAUGUGUUGGGAGGGAAGAGGGUACAAAAGAAAGAUUGGAGAGGGGUCUGCCCAGUAGUCAACUCCAUUUGUAAUAAAGCCCUAGACCUCUGACUGA